Molecule: messenger RNA, 1731 nt
Organism: Ectocarpus sp. CCAP 1310/34
Lineage: Eukaryota; Phaeophyceae; Ectocarpales; Ectocarpaceae
Source: the annotation of a GenBank genome assembly
AUGCAAGGAAAGGGUGUGGCAUCUCUCCUGCUUGCCCCUUUUUUCAACUUUGACGUGUUCCCUUCAGAUGGCAACGGCGCUUUCAUUGCAGACACACAGGGUAGAAUCGACGGGAAAUGCAAGCAGUGCAAGGAUGAGGCGAAGGAAGGGGUGUUUCACCUCAUACAUUCCCAAAAGUGUAGUCACACGGGUUGCAACAAGUACCCUUCGUAUGGUUUCAAGGCGGAUGGCAAGAAGAGGUGCUGUGCCGACCACGUCGCGGAGGGUAUGACCAAUUUGCUCAAAAAGUGCGAAGAGUGUAGAAAGACAGCCAGCUAUGGCUUUCCUGGCCUCGCUCGGACUCACUGUGGCCAGCACAAGAAGAACGGAAUGGCUGGUCCAUCUAAAGGUACAGCAGAGCGACCAGUCGUCCCUCAGCCACGAGCACCUGCAACAGCAGUAGACGUCGCAGCAGCAGCAUUCGUUGCAGCGGGGGUGACCGCUAUGGAGUCCAGCGCAUCGCCCGGUGCAGGAUCGGCGGCGGCGAGCGAUGUUGAGCCAGCGACCGGAGCGGAGCAAGGGAUCAGCAGGCUAAGUGUCCUCGUAUCAGCAGCCGAAGCAGCAAGCGUUCAGGGACGCGAGUUUUCGCAUUUCUCACAGGAUGCAGAGAGGGUUGCACAAGCAGAGAAGAAAAGAAAGGAAGAAUCGGAGAAGCUUGUGCGUGAAAGGGAGAGAGAGGCAGCAGACAAGGCGAAAGAGGAGAACGACGAGCUGCGACGCAAGCUUGCAACUCUCGAGGCCAAGAGACGAGAGCAGCAGGCGGAAAUCAAUGCAGCGGCACAAGCGAAGGCAGACACAGAAAAGUUGGAGCGGCGACUCGCGAGAGUACAGCAAGACAGAGACAAACUACGCGACCAACUGAAGAAGGCUAGCCCACCCGCACGUGACCACCUGCGGCGCAGCACACAGCAGCAACCGCCGGUACAGCGGCCCGCUUUAACGGUACACGACGUGAUGGAAAAAGAUCUAUUUUCGCACGACGCGCUCAAGGAAAUCAAUAGCCUAAUCCACUGCAAGGGUCUCGGCACCAAGGUCGCUUUUGCCGAAGGCGAUACUCUCUUGACGGUAGUUCUCCCGGAUGUAGAUGUGCCCGCGGGGUACGAAAAGAAAGGUGGUGGAUAUACGUGCAUGGGUUACAUCAUGCAUGCGGAUGGUCUAGGAGCGCUCGUGAUCGAUCCGAGCAAAACCAUGCGCGGCACGAUCCCCGCCUGUCGAGCGUUCAUGGAAAUCAGCUUGUUGCGACUACUCAACCACUCGUUCGCGCCGAAUGCUAAAUUGGUAAUACAUGGGGGUGGAGGACGAAUGAAGCCAUGGUGGUACGAGAGGGCGGGGGGUGUGGAGUAUGGAUGGUGGUAUGAAUGCUCUAUCGUAGCGUGUGCAGACAUCGAGGUAGGAGCGGAGGUUACCAUCGAAUAUGCUGACCCUCCGAAGGGGGCAAAGCGACCACAACCGCCGAAAAGAGCAAGUAAGCGAUCGAGACGCCGGUGAUGUAGCGCCCAGUUGCGAGUUGGGGACGCGGUUGGAGUAAACGCAUUCUUGACCGCUUCUGUCCGUAAGUUAACAUCGUUCUUGCCGAUUUAUGGCAGUUUCUGUGGCAUUGGUAUAUGUGCGCCCCGCCGGCCUUGGGUAGUACCCUGACACAGAUGGUCGGGUCGUCGAAAUUGUAGGCAAUUGUGCCCUCGUGCGCUAGGU